AUGAAGAUCUCCAGAGACAGGAAAAAGAGAAAGUUGUGGCUGUCUCAAGAGAAGUACAUCGAGAAAGUUCUCAGCAGAUUCAAUAUGAGCAAUGCAAAACUAGUUUCUACUCCGCUUGCAGGUCAUUUCAAAUUAAAUCUUAGUCAAUGUCCUUCAAGUGAGAAAGAAAAAGAAGAAGUGAAGAGGAUUCCUUAUGCAUCCACCGUUGGCAGCUUGAUGUACGCCAUGGUAUGCACAAGACCAGAUAUUGCUCAUGCUGUUGGUGUUGUUAGCCGAUUUCUUUCAAAUCCAGGUAAAGAACACUGGAAUGCGGUAAAGUGGAUUCUCAGUUACACAGAUGCAGAUUAUGGGUGUGAUGUUGAUUCGCGCAAACUCAACUUCUUGGAUAUCUGA
Jatropha curcas is the source of this 393-nucleotide messenger RNA. The record is from RefSeq and is a predicted model, not a curated record. Lineage: Eukaryota; Viridiplantae; Streptophyta; Magnoliopsida; Malpighiales; Euphorbiaceae.